AUGCCACACGGCGAGGUGAGGGUGGAGAAGGUCGACAGGAUCGGCUUCCUCUACAAAGCCGUCGCCCUUAAGCAGCAGCCGUCGGCGUACGCCAACCCGGGGAGUGCCGUCGCCCAUAAGAAGCCGGCUUCUGCUGCUGCUGUCGAUUUCGCCGUCUCCAGGGAGAUGAUCGAUGACUACAUCGCCAGGAUGAAGAAGCGAUCGCAUGGAGCCCCACCGCCGGCGACGCGGGACCGGCGGUGGCCGGGAGCAGGACCGCCUCAGCGGCCUCCCCGACGAGAUGCUGCACAUAAUCCUCCGCCACCUCCGCUCCUUCCGCGCCGCACCAGCGCGCUCUCCCGCCGCUGGCGCCGCGUCUGGGCCGGCGACCCCGACCUCGUCCUCUCCGGUGACCUGCGGUUCCGCGCCGUCAAGGGCGCCCUCGACGCCUACGAAGCAGCCGCCGACCCGGCCGCCCAAGUCCGCGGCCUCGAGGUCGCCAACGUCCCGGCCUGCUGCGUCGUGCCGUGGCUGCGUUUCGCCGCGCGGCGCCGCCCGGGCGCGCUCCACCUCCGCGUCCAACAUUCCUACUCGGGAAACUUCCCUCGGCUCGGCCAGCUCGAGCUGCCGCCAUUGGAGAGGGCGACGAGCAUCGCGCUCAACCUCGGCUCGCAAUUCCACCUCCGCCCCCUUCCGUCCGGCGUGUUCGCGGCGCUGGCCGAUCUGGAGAUCACGUCUUCCACCAUGGAUGCCCCGGCGCUGGAGGUCCUCGUGUCCACGCAGUGCCCGCGCCUGCGGAAGCUCAGCGUAUCCGUCACGCUCGUCCCCGCCUCCGGCAUCUCCCUGCGCUCCGCCACGCUCCAGCACCUCAAGUUCCACGUCCCCACGCCACGGCUCGACAUCGCCGCCCCUGCGCUCAGGGUGCUCGACACAUUGCACGGGUGCGAUGACGCUCACAUCGCCGCCCCGAACCUGGCCGAGGUCACCUGGGGCCUCUGUGACAGUUUCGUCUUCGCCGAUGCCGGGCGCCACCUCAGGCGGCUAGACCUAACGUCGUGCACGCGUGCUGCGAUGGCACGGCUGGUGCGGCGGUUCGACUUGGUCGACGAGCUCCGAAUCCCUGCCCCGCUUGUGCGUCCACGAUCCACAUAUGAACACGAUUCCUCUCCUUGCAUGUGUUGAUCGAUCAGAUGCGGUCAACCGAUGGCUAAUUCAUUUUUUCUUUUGCAACCUAUUUGGCAGGAAGGAGACAAAUUCUGGAGAUUCUCUUGUUGUAAUGAAGGGUGACAUAAAGAAGGCCAAUGGUCUUUACGAGGUACGAGACAAUGGCUAUGAUCUUCCAAUGUGUCAGAACCUGUUGAUAUCAUCAUUGUGAAUCGUCAUGCCUUUAUACCUUGCGUGCUACGCCUCCUGAGAGGCAAUGGUGUAAGGAAGCUUGGAAUGCACGUUUAUGCCUCCACGGGUACUUACUGCUCAACAUCUUGUUCAUGUCGCUCGCCCCAAAACACCAUCAUCUUUGAUUCACUUGAAGAGAUUCAGUUGGAUUUACUCGGUGGAGAUGAACAUUUGGAAAAAAUUCAUGAAGCAACUCCUGUCCAUGUGCAGCCUAGCGAAGCUUAAAACUGUAGAAAUCAACAGGUUACAGAAACAUGCUUCUUCGCCAAGCGACCAGGUAUACAACAUGAUCUGCGGCAUAUGUCCUCCGAAUAUCAGCGUCAGAUUAGAUUUGUUUCCUUAGAGGCCAUGUUAGAUUCUUACAUGAGCUAGCGUGAGUUGGGGCCCUAUUCUACUCACAACUAAAAAAGUUCUAUGACACCGUUUCUAUGAAUUUUACAAGAUCUUUGCAAGCUUUGAUCGACUUUUUAGUUUUACGUAUCUGUAUAACUGAAUACAUCUGCAUUUAGACCAAAGAGAUUGAUAUGCUACUUAUGCAUGUCCAUGGGCUCUAAGGGUUUUGAGCUGCAUGGUGUUACAAAUGUUAUCAGAGCAUCAAACUCGUUUUUCAUGAUCCAGUGCUGUGUAGCACGCUAAGUCAGUGUAGCGUUGUAUAUCUUGUCCAGUG
Messenger RNA from Brachypodium distachyon (stiff brome), 2041 nucleotides. RefSeq lists its product as uncharacterized. The transcript is spliced from 3 exons. The coding region runs from base 1 to 1161 and encodes 386 amino acids. The record is from RefSeq and is a predicted model, not a curated record. Lineage: Eukaryota; Viridiplantae; Streptophyta; Magnoliopsida; Poales; Poaceae.